UCAGGUUUUACGAGUGAACAGUAAGUAUAUUGAGUUAAUGCUUAAAAUUUUUAGUCUUGAAUCAUCAAGCCUAGCUAGUUCAAAUCGAAAAAACCGUAAUCAUCUCGAAAAAAAAUGGGGAGAAGAGGAGACGCGAUAAUACGAAAAUGUUCAGGCGGAAUACGACAUGAAUUUGGAGGUUCGGAAGUUGGCAGUCAUUAUAAAGGUCAAAAUGCCACAAAGUGGCUUAAUGAAUCCGGUUUAAAGCUACCUAAAAUGUUGAGAGAUAUGUCAUUAGUUUGUGCAAGAGUGUGGAUUGGGACUUGGAAAAAAUGAGCGAUAUGGAAACGGUAGGAUAUAUUCAUGGAGGAUGAUCGUGACUCUGGAUCUUCCUGCCGGAUAUAUACAGCGUCUUUUUAAGAGUGACCUGUAUAGUAUACCGGAAGAUAUCGAAUCUUUCAACAAGGCGUCAGAACUAAUAACUGCAGUUUGGAAAAGCAAGAUAAUAUUUACUCUAUUUUAUUUUAUCUAUUAGGUUGGUUUGUUGGCUGAAUCUA
Molecule: messenger RNA, 536 nt
Organism: Rhizophagus irregularis DAOM 181602=DAOM 197198
Lineage: Eukaryota; Fungi; Glomeromycota; Glomeromycetes; Glomerales; Glomeraceae
Source: RefSeq, a predicted model, not a curated record